Xyrauchen texanus (razorback sucker) is the source of this 555-nucleotide messenger RNA. RefSeq names its product protein FAM237A-like. The coding region runs from base 1 to 555 and encodes 184 amino acids. The transcript has 2 exons. Lineage: Eukaryota; Metazoa; Chordata; Actinopteri; Cypriniformes; Catostomidae. The record is from RefSeq and is a predicted model, not a curated record.
AUGGAAUCUGUCUGGCUGAGCGCACAUUUGGUGAAGAGAAUGCUGCUGCUCGUGAGCGUGUGCGCGCUGUCGGUAUUGGGUGAGAGUAGCGGGCGCGUGGACCCUUUAACCCUGAGCCGCGCGGACCAGCAGUGCUGGGAAUCUUCCUCCGUUCUACUCCUGGAGAUGCGCACACCGCGGAUCGCCGACACCGUACCUGCCUUCUGGGAUCUGAUGAUCUUUCUCAAGUCGUCGGACAACCGGAAACACGGCGCACUGUUCUGGGACCUGGCACAGGUGUUCUGGGACAUCUAUGUGGAGUGUGUUCUGUCCCGGAACCACGGACUGGGUCGGCGCCGUACAGCGCAUCCAAACCAGCGCAUCACAACCACUCGCUCCCUCACCAAAGACGAGUCCUUCGUGCAUGAGACACGGGGCCAUGUCUCCAAACUAAAGGAGUUCAGUCGUGGCUGGUUUCGUAUACAAGUGGAAGCACGUAAAACGCACCAGGACAUCCUCUCAAAAAAUCAGGAGAAUUUCGAAAACCAACAGACUUUAAACAUUUUCUACAUGUAA